This is a messenger RNA of Osmerus eperlanus (European smelt), 3815 nucleotides long. It is a transcript of the gene sun1a, whose product is annotated as Sad1 and UNC84 domain containing 1a. The transcript has 22 exons. Gene Ontology annotation, cellular component: meiotic nuclear membrane microtubule tethering complex; nuclear envelope. The record is from RefSeq and is a predicted model, not a curated record. The coding region runs from base 89 to 3067 and encodes 992 amino acids. Gene Ontology annotation, molecular function: protein-membrane adaptor activity. Lineage: Eukaryota; Metazoa; Chordata; Actinopteri; Osmeriformes; Osmeridae.
CUCAGUAGUGCUAAGUUGCCUGAUCUCUCUGGCGCAUGAGCACGUAUGUCUGUGUGUGUGUGUGUGUGUGUGGCAGGGAUGUUUGUCCAUGGGGCUUUUCCCUGGGAUGAACGUUGUUGACGAAGGCUGGAAUCUGGAGAGCUGGGGCUGGACAGAUCUCUCCAGCUACUGGACAGCUGGCCUGGACUUUGACAAGGAGCAGUGCGUUGCCACAGCGCUCACAUCCACAUCCGAGACUUCCACAAUGUCCCGGCGUAGCCUCCGGAUACACUCUACCACAGGUCACUACGGCGAUGACAGCCUGCUGGACUCAGCCCCCAGCCUGGGCUUCAACGCCUCCUACAGCGCUGGAGGGGCCAGUCGCAGAGACGCCAUCCAGGCAAUUAAGAGCAGGCGUACCCAGUCUCUGCUCCAGACCCCCAGGAAGAGUGUCCAGGGCCCGGCCCACAACAGCAGCCUCCAUAGCUGUGCUGCCAGCGAUGCUUCCCUGCUCUCCUCGAUGCUGGACGAGUCCUGCAUCCAGGAGAGGACACUGGUCGACAACUUCUGGGGAUUGGAUGAGGAGGCUGAACUCCAAGCUGGGUUUAAUCAUUUGUCCUCCUUUUACAUGUUUUAUACCGGCGCUAAGACGUGCACUUAUGACACGAAACUGCUGUUCAAUGCUACCAUAUCUAAUUCUUAUCCAGGACUCCUAGCAUCCGUGUGGAUCCUGAGUGUGUACAUGUGGAACAGGGCAGCAGCCUGCAUGGUUUCUUUCCUCUCUCUGCUCCCUCUCCUCCACCAGCUGACCAAAGAGGGCACAGGUGUGCUGUACGCUGUCUGCUCCAGAUGUCUAAAGUACAGCAGAAGAGGUGCAGCCUCCACAGCGUCAGUGUCGACUGUAGUCUUGCAGUCUGCAGUGGCGUUGGCCUCUGCUGCCUUGCAGGCUGUUGUGCUCAGGUGGAGCCAUGGGGCCCAGACAGGGCAUGGAACAGUAGUAGACAAAGACGCUCACAGCAGUUCCUGUGGAAGUAUGAACGUGAAGGAGCUGGAGGCUGAAGGGGGAGACCUGAAUCUGAACGGACCUCUGUGUGAUGACUGCAAAGAGAAACACCGCAUGGAUUCACAUGCAGACUGUGCAUCUUCAUCUAUUUGGUUGUCCAGGUCACUCUGCCUGUGGGGGCCAUUGUGGAGCAUCAUUGCUUACACAGGGUCCUGCCUGCUGUGGAUUGGUCAAAAAGUGGGCAUUGCCAGCGGGGCUGUAACGCAAAGGCUGAUGUUGGCUGCCCUGUCCCCAGGGAAAGCAGCGACGGUUGUAUUCCGGUGGCUAGGGACCGCAUGGUAUCAUCUCAUCGCGCUCACGUCCCUUCUCAAUGUGUUUGUCUUGACACGGUGUCUUCCCAAGCUGCUUAAACUGCUUCUGCUGCCGUGCCUACUACUUCUGGCUGCGUGGUGUUGGGGACCCUCAAACCUGCUGUCUGGCCUGCCAGCCUUCAGCAUGACAGAGUGGGUGACAGCCAGCCUCUCCGUCCCCAGAGACGGACACACACCCGGGGCUGCCCUCUUCACAGCCCUCCCAUCAGGGGCACACCAGGAAGAGGGCUCCGUGUCGUCCCUCCACUCUGAGCGCCUAGCCCGGCUGGAGGAGAGCCUAUCCAAGGUGUGGGAGCAUGUGGAGGGGGGAGGCCAGAGGCUGGAGCAGCAGCACAGGGAGGUGACCGGGCUCUACCAGGCCCUCCAGGAGCAGCUCCCCUCUCAGGCAGACGGGGGCAGCCUGGAGCCCUGGGUGUCCAGGCUGCUGGAGGACCGGCUGGUGAGACUCAGGGCAGAGAUGGUGGAGGAGGAGACUGCCCACAGGCAACAGUCUCAGCAGCAGCAAUUUGAGCAACAGGAGGUUAGGAGCUCUCGUCUGGAUCAAAUGGAGCUCCUGCUGCAUGCCCUCAGUCUCAAAACAGAGGAGGUACAGAAGAGACAAGAGACGAUGACGCCUGCUCCAGUAUGUACACCAUCACAUCCACGUGUACCUGUUCCAGACAUCGUGGCUGUGGACCGCGAUUCCCAUGAUGCUUUGCUGGCAGAAGUGCAAAGGCUGGAGCUUGUGCUGGUCAGCAUCAGAGAGGACCUGCAGGGGGUGAUGGGAUGCCAGGGCAGAUGUGGCCAGCUGGACUCCCUCCAUGACACAGUUUCAGCGCAGGUGUCAGACCAAGUGCGUCAAGAGCUCCGGGGCCUGUUCUACGGCAGUCAGAAGGACCCUCCUGAAGACUCCCACUCUUCCGAGCCCGGUUCCGGGGAGACGGAGCUGCCCGACUCCCUGCUGCUGUGGCUGUCUGAACGCUACGUGAGCGGGGCUGACCUGCAGGCCUCGCUGGCCUCCCUGGAGCUGCGCAUCCUGCAGAACGUCAGUGUGCAGCUGCUGCAGGACCACGGGAGCCAGCAGGGGCCCUGCACACAGAGCCUCACCCAGACCGUGCUGCAGACCGUGGGAGCUGCGGGGGCCACCGAGGUGACGGAGGAGGAAGUGCAGCUGAUUGUGAGAAAUGCCCUGAAGUUAUACUCUGAGGAUCGGACGGGCCUGGUGGACUAUGCCCUUGAGUCUGGAGGUGGCAGCAUCAUGAGCACUCGCUGUUCAGAGACCUACGAGACCAAGACCGCUCUGAUGAGUCUGUUUGGCCUGCCGCUCUGGUACUUCUCCCAGUCUCCUCGAGUCGUCAUUCAGCCUGACAUCAAUCCAGGGAACUGCUGGUCAUUCAGAGGCUCCAGUGGUUACCUGGUGAUCCGCCUCUCCAUGAAGAUCCGCCCCUCUGCCUUCUCAAUGGAGCACAUCCCCAAAGCCCUGUCCCCAACAGGACGAAUCAGCAGCGCCCCACGCCAGUUCACCGUCUACGGCCUGGAUGAUGAGAGCCAGGAGGAGGGGAAGUUACUGGGCAACUACACCUAUGUAGAGGAUGGAGAUGCACUGCAGACUUACCCUGUCUCUGAAGAGAAUGUCGAUGCCUACCAAAUCGUUGAGAUCCGGGUGCUGUCCAACUGGGGGCAUCAGGAGUACACCUGCCUGUACCGUGUCAGAGUACACGGAGAGCCCGUUUAAAACGGAGCAGGGCAUAGACUGGUAUUGUUAAAUCUUUUGGUGUUCCAAUUCGAAUGACUGUCAUGGGUGCCUAGUAUCUGCCUUCGUGUUCAUUAUGCAAACAAGUAAUGUGUUGAAAGGGGUUGGGUGAACACACAAACACAAUGACACCAUUGGUUCUCUAGCUCUGUAGAUAAGAUGCACUGUAUUUUUAACUGUAUUUGUUAAAUGUUUCAACCCAACUUCCCUCUGUCUUCAUUCAAUUAGAGUUUUGUAGAAUACCAAAAAUAGAUGGAUGUUGUUGGGCCCUUACAGCUCAAUUUGAAGGUAUUCUUUACCAUACUAUCCAUUUGGACACAAAAACCACUGGAGGAAUGUAACUUGAACACUGUCAAUAGUUUGUCUUAUAAAAGUCUACAAAUAUCAGUGUUGCUUUGAAUUGUACAUUAUGCUGAACUUGUCAAAUGUAAUUUUAAUUAAAUAAUUUGUUUUUAAAGGAAUGAAUUGCACAAAAGUAAUAAGAAAAUGUUGCACUGAUUGUAGGCCAUACUGUAAUAUUGUUUAUCACAACCCUAUAUAGAUAAACUGCAAGUGCCCAGUUAAAAAUAUUUUAUUUAUUUCUGUAUUUUUCAGUUAUUGAAAUAAGAAUCUGUAUUUUUGUACAUUAUUUUCAGACAGUUUAAAUGUCUUGUAAAGAUACGGGUUUUUAUAUUUUAUUUUGUACAUGGUUGCAUUUGAAAAUGUUAUAAUAAAGCUCUUACUUUUAUGA